Molecule: messenger RNA, 3660 nt
Organism: Helicoverpa armigera (cotton bollworm)
Lineage: Eukaryota; Metazoa; Arthropoda; Insecta; Lepidoptera; Noctuidae
Gene: Frmd5
Product: FERM domain-containing protein 5
Exons: 12
Coding region: 210-1805 (531 amino acids)
Cellular component (GO): cytoskeleton
Molecular function (GO): cytoskeletal protein binding
Source: RefSeq, a predicted model, not a curated record
AACUGUCAAAUUUUCUCACCCCCGCACCGCACUGUCCGCACCCCAAUCGGGUACCCCUUCCCGUGUCGAAUCGAAAUCGAAACGAAACAAAUGAAAUUUUAAAUGAUUUCAAUGGAAUCAAAAUUAAGUUAGCAAUGCUUUGUUUAAAUAAAAUGUUUUACUGGUAGAAAUGUUUAACGUGUUAUUGUGGUAAAUAAAUAGUAGGCAGCAUGUUCAAAAGCCGCGGAGAUAUUGUUUAUAAAUGUACAGUGAGGCUUUUAGAGGAUACAGAAAUAUUAGAAUGUGAAUUUCACCCGAGUUACAAGGGCAAGUUUUUGUUGGAGCAUGUAUGUCAACAGUUGAAUCUCACUGAGACUGAUUAUUUCGGGCUUCGGUAUGUAGACGCUGGUGGCCAAAGGCACUGGCUGCAUAUGGCAAAGUUAAUACUGAAACAAGUCAAAGAUGCAUCGCCAAUACUAUUUAGUUUCCGAGUGAAGUUCUACCCUCCAAACCCGCUGCUUCUGAAGGAAGAUGUGACUAGGUUUCAGAUAUACUUGCAGCUGAAAAGAGAUCUGUUGCACGGGAGGUUGUAUUGUACGGCUAACGAGGCUGCUAUGUUGGGAGCAUUAAUUAUACAAAUCGAGCUUGGGGACUACGAUCCGAAUAUCCACGUGGGCAACUAUGUGACUGAGAUGAGGCUGCUGCUUAGACAAACGGAUACCAUUGAAGCCAGGAUACAGGAGCUGCACCGCGAGCCGGUGGAGGGCACGCCGGGCGGGUCGGGCGGCGUGCAGGGCAUGAGCACGCAGGAGGCGGAGCGCGCCUUCGUGAAGAUCGCGUGCCAGCUCGACACCUACGGCGUCGACCCGCAUCCUGUCAAGGAUCACAGAGGCAACCAGUUGUACCUGGGCAUCAACCACAGCGGCAUCCUGACCUUCCAGGGCAGCCGCAAGACGCACCACUUCAAGUGGUCCGAGGUGCACAAGAUCAACUUCGAGGGACGCAUGUUCAUUGUGCACCUUAAUUAUCCCGAGAAGAAACAUACAGUGGGUUUCAAGUGUCCGAAUGGUCCCGCUUGCCGUCACGUCUGGUGCUGUGCUAUUGAACAGAUGCUGUUUUUUACUUUACCAUCAUCAUCUGAUGCCUGCGUGUACUCUGGCGGCGGGCUGUUCUCGUGGGGCACGAAGUUCAAGUACUUCGGCCGCACCGAGCGCGAGAUACUCGAGCGGGACGGACUGCUCGCGCCCAGGGACACACAGAAGGAAGGUUCAAGCACAGGUGGUAAGAGGAAAGCGUCUAGCGUGCCGGCCACUCCGUCCACCCCCAUGACCGGAGACUUCGGUUACAGCAGCCUGCCUCGUUCCACGCACAGUGCGCCGCUGGAGGAGAGCGGGCCGGACGAUACGUGUAACGGAGCGUGUCUGCUGAGCGGGCCGGCGGUGGACAUCGCGCUCGCUUGUAAUGAUCAUUUGAGGACUGUGCAGGAAGAGGCUAAGCCACCAGGUGUGGUGCAUGUUGCAGCUCUCCCCGCUGAGUACAGCCGCGGAUCCUCCGCCGAGGCCUCAUCCACCGAGUCAGCAGGGACACUACUCCCUGCGGAGCCCUGGCCCGGCACCGGACCAGCUAGGUUUAGUCUACUCCGAGCCUUCGUGCCGUCCUUCAUGGUCGUAUGGCUAACCCUCGCGUUGCUAGCUAUCCUGGUGUUGGAAACCGACUGGCCCCCCCUGCAGUACCUGCGUCGCAAGCCCGAGCUGGUGGCGCUGCGGCGGCAGUACUACGCGCCGCUGAAGGAGUACCUGAAGCGCAAGGUGGUCGAACUGUUCUGAUUCGCGGCCCCGUCCACUUCACCAGUGUCAAAUUUUAACGGCGCCAUCUUUUUAGGGGUUGGUCUCACUAGAUGUAAACACAGUCUUCUGUAAAUACUGUACUGACCAAUUUCAGUACCGUAAUUUUCAAUAUUUUCUUCUCUUUUAUUUAUUUGACUUGGCUGACCAUUACGAGCUGUGAGUACAACUAGUAGACAUGUUUCAGAGUCUUAUUUGUACAAACUCUUCGCGUACUUAGACGUAACUCACCGCUAUACGCUUUCUUAUAGUACAAUUAAUUUGUAAGCUAUCACUUUCUUGCACGGCACAAGGAUUUGUGGGGUCUCUACGUUCCUAAUUGUUUUCAUUCGGGCCUACUGCGUAGAUCGGCCUGACUUACACGGACUUACAAAUUGUUAGAUCUGUUUAUAUACAUUUUUAAUGCUCAGCUUACAAUCUGAAUCUGCGAUAUGUGAAUCUCAUAAUUUUAUACUACAAUUUUCGCCCAACAUUCCACUUAAUAAUUUAGUCUUCCAAAAGUAUUGUUUGUAGUAAUUUAAAUAAUUUAUUUUUAUAGUACCUAAUUAAUGAUUAAGUAUUCGCGCACAAAGUAUUUAAUAUUUUAUUUUUAGAUGUGCCAUAAUUAUAAUUUUCUACCUAGUCAUAAACAGCUGGUUCUAUAUACUUUCUGCACAAUUAUUGUAUAAGUUUACGAUAACUAUGUUGUCUAAGUGUUAUAAGUAUUUUUAUUAGGGACACAUUGAUUAAAUUAUUUAUUUAUUAUGACACGAUUCAAUGUUGUUAAUGCCUUACUAGAGUGAGUGUGUUAGACUUAAGUACUUAAUUAGACGCUUCAUUUUGCCUAGUCACUAUGUACAUGAUUCUCAACAUUAAUUAUAUUAGCACUAGUUGUAAGGUACAUUACAAUUGUACAUCAUGGCGAUUCGGAUAUUUUUUACAAGUAAUAAGUAUAUUAUGUACUUAAAACUGUGAUGGCCAUAACAGUCUGCAUUGAUAGUUAAAACUAAAAUAUUUUUCCUUCCUAACAAUCCUAUUUAAUUCAUUCUAUUUCACAUGUCUCUUAUUAUCAAGAUCUUUAUGCCUAUUCCUAAAUAUAAAAAGACUAUGCUUUAUUGUCUCUACUCCUUCAAUCUAUUGUCUUUUGGUUGAUUAAAACCUCCUUUUUAAUAAUCUUUUUUGCACUGUUGUGGCCAGUACCAGUACAGUGAAUUGACUAAAAUAAAAUUAACAGUAGAUAACCUGUAGUUAUUUCGUACUUCAGUACGUACAAACUCUGCUUUCCAUCACAUCACAUGGCUUUGAUCAUAAUUUAUUAAAAUUGUCAAUUAAAUUAAUAAAUAAACUGACAAAAGGUAAACAAGUAUGGACUGCAUCGCAUUUAACUAGAGUAACUUGUAAAAAUGACAGAAUUACAAUUUCGUUGUAGUCUAUAAUACUCGUAGCCGGUAAAAUAGAACUUUUAUUAUUUUCUUUGUGGACCAACAUGCUAUGGAGUUAAGUUUGUAUGUACCUAAAAACUUAUUUUUAUACCGUUAUUGCUUUUUCAACUCUUAUUACGCUUAGAUUUAAGAAUCUCUUUAUAAUGUUAUGAACAGGAAUGAAAGUUGGACAUGUUUUGGAAUGUUAUAGAUGGUUUAUUUCGACAAUGUUUAGAUGCCAAACUGAGUUUUUACAGAUAGGUAUGUGUGUGAGGCGCCGGCUGCCGUCGACACCACAUCUCGCAAGGCGCCACUACUCUACCACCAUUGUGAACUUGUUAUAAAUAAUGUAACUGUAGACUAAGAACAAACAUAGCUUUUAGUUAACAUUUUUGAAAAAUCAUAGAGGUUUUAAUAAAACAUCCUGCCGAAAUCGA